UGAAAAAUAUUAAAAAUAUUUUUUAGGCUGUUUUAUCUUUAAUAUAUUUUUACAUUUGUUUAAUUAAAUAACAAAGAACUAAAGAAUGGUUUAGGGCGAGGAAAUCAAAGAAACAACCUGCGCGACAGUAUUUAUGCAGGAUACAUUAAUCGCGUCAAAAUCACGGAGGACUGGUUGAUUCGUUGUUUCAAUUUGAUUCUUUGAGGCCACUUUGUUUGCAGCUUUGGUGAGAUUCCUUCCAUUUCUUGAACGGAAUUUUAGAUUGAAACAAGAAGUGAAAUGUCUUCCUCAACUGAAGUAGAAAUUGAUGACUCACUUUACAGCCGUCAGAGGUAUGUGCUUGGUGAUGGUGCUAUGGAGAAAAUGGCUGUUUCCAAUGUGCUUGUCAGUGGUCUUGGAGGCUUGGGUGUUGAACUAGCAAAAAAUGUUGUUCUUGCUGGUGUAAAGAGUAUAACACUACACGACACACGCACUGCGUCGAUAUCUGACUUGGGAAGUCAGUUUUAUUUAAGAGAAGAGGACAUAAAGAAAGAACGAAAUAGGGCGGAGGCAAGCUGCUCCAAACUAGCUGAACUAAAUCCUUAUGUGGAGGUCAGAGUUUUCACUAAACCUCUUGAAGAAAAUUUGGAUUUUCUCAAGGAAUUUCAGUGUGUUGUUCUCACCGAGGCGUCCAUGAAACAAGCGUUAGUCGUGGACAAGUUCUGCAGAUCACAAAACCCCCCAAUAAAAUUCAUAGCUAGCGACGUCUUGGGAUUAUUUUCUUACACCUUUUGUGAUUUUGGCGACGAGUUUGAAGUCGUUGAUCGGACCGGCGAAGAACCGAAGGAAUUUUUUAUAUCUGACAUUUCUAAGGCUAAUCCUGGCGUACUUCUGACUCUUGAUAAUCAAAUGCAUGGCCUGGAAGACGGAGAUAAGAUCGAGUUCAAAGAAAUUGUCGGAAUGACUGCUUUGAAUGGCACCACGCAGACUGUUAAAGUUGAAUCGCCAUAUGCUGUGAGCAUUUGUGACACAUCUUCUGAUGAAUUUCAACCGUAUCAAUAUGGAGGCAUUGCUCGCCAAGUGAAGACGUCAAGAUUAAACCAUUUCGAUUCUCUCGAGGACCAGUUAAAGGAACCGAAUAUUUUGCUUGUAGAUCUUUGUAAAAUGGAGGCAGCUCCUCAGCUUCACCUGGCUAUGCGGGCUUUAGACACGUUUAAAGACAAUCAUGGUCAUCUUCCUAAUGUCAGGGAUUCUCAAAACGCGGAGGAAUUAGUAAAGAUCGCGGCGAAAAUAAACGAACAACAAAUGAAGACGAAGGUGGAUAAGAUUGACGAGGACCUUCUGACCGUACUCUCGUAUUCCAGCCGUGGUUUGCUUCCCCCCCUGGCUGCUGCUGUUGGCGGUUUUGUUGCCCAGGAAGUUCUCAAAGCUUUGACUGGAAAAUUCACUCCACUGAAGCAAUGGUUAUAUUUGGAUGCAAUUGAACUUGCAAAAGAAACAUCUGACAAGUCUGGGAAUUUUCUGCCGAAGAAUGAUAGGUAUGAUUCCUUGAGGAUAUGCGUUGGGGAAGAACUAUUACAAAAACUAAAGAAUGUACAAUUGUUUAUGGUUGGUUGUGGUGCUAUUGGUUGUGAAAUGUUGAAGAACUACGCGAUGGUUGGUAUUGGAACGGGUAAAGAAGGAAAGAUUACAAUAACUGAUAAUGACCUAAUUGAGAAAUCAAAUUUAAAUCGCCAGUUCUUGUUUCGACCGCGAGAUAUUCAGAAAUCGAAAUCACUGACUGCUUCAAAAGCGAUUCUAGAAAUCAAUCCUGACAUUGAAAUUGAUCCGCACCAACAUAAAGUUGCUCCAGAAACCGAAGAAGUCAUUUACACGGAUGAGUUUUUCCGCUCAAAGAAUAUUGUUGUGAACGCUUUAGAUAACGUUGAAGCUAGACGUUACGUAGAUAGCCGGUGCGUGACCAACCAAGUUCCACUUCUGGAAUCUGGAACAAUGGGUCCUAAAGGCCAUAUCCAGUGUGUUGUUCCUCAUCUCACGGAGUCUUACUCGAGUCAGCGCGACCCUGAAGAUGGCGAUGUCCCUUAUUGUACCCUGAAAUCCUUUCCUGCUGUAAUUGAUCACACCAUCCAGUGGGCGAGAAAUAAGUUUGAAAGCUGCUAUUCCCAAAAACCUCAGCUGUAUAACAAGUUCUGGUCGAGCAACAAAUCCGUUUCUGAUCUGGUACAGUCACUCGAAAACGGCCAAAAACCGGACGGGAUUAUUGUUGUCGUAAAAUCUUUGAAGUCUUGGCCUAAAAACUGGCGUGACUGUGUAGCACGAGCGAGAUUACAGUUUGAAAAGUAUUACAAUCAUAAGGCUAAACAAUUACUUCACUUGUUUCCGCGUGACACACGUUUGAGCGAUGGAACGCUAUUUUGGCAGUCUCCAAAGCGUCCACCGACUGCAAUAGAGUUUGACGUUCACAAUGAAUUACACUACUCAUUCCUGGAAAGUGCGUCAAGACUUCACGCGAACGUUCACAAUAUUCACUUCACUCCUGAGGAUUUAACGAAGGAAGCUUUAAUCCAGAUUCUUCGCGAUGUCAAAGUGCCAGAAUUCGUACCAUCAAACAAGACGGUUGAAGUUGAGGAAAACCAAGAAAAAUCAACGGAGAAAGUUGAAGACGAAGACGUCCUAUUAGAAGCCUGCAAAUUCUUGACUAAUUUCCUUAAGUCGCAAUGUUUUGACAAAGCAAUGAUGGCAUUAUCACCGUUGGAAUUUGAAAAGGAUGACGACAGCAACGGUCAUAUAGACUACAUUGCUGCAUGUUCGAAUCUUCGCGCAACAAUGUACAAUAUCGAAAACGCUGAUCGUUUCAAAACCAAGAAAAUCGCAGGACGAAUUGUUCCUGCCAUUGCAACGACAACUGCCGCUGUGUCUGGCCUGGUGACCAUCGAGUUAAUCAAAGUAAUCAAAGGAAGUUCUUUUGACGAUUAUCGAAAUUGCUUUCUCAAUCUUGCUCUGCCAGUCUUCGUGUUUUCACAACCUGCUCCAGCAACGCGUACUGUCAUCAGAGAAGGUCUGUCGUUCACCCUUUGGGACAGAUGGGAAGUUCUUGGGAAGAAAACGUUUACCCUUAAAGAUUUCAUCAAGCAUUUCAAAGAAAAAUACAAUUUUGAAACAACCUUAGUCUCAGUUGGAGUAAAAGUCCUGUACAUGCCAAUUCUUCCUGGACACAUGAAACGUCUUAAACAAACAAUGGUGAAGUUAGUCAACCCGGCACCAGAGUCGAAAUAUGUCGACCUAAUCGUGUCAUUUACUGAGGAUGGCAGGUCAGACGAAGAUGACGAUCUUCCAGCUCCCCCGGUUAGGUACUAUUUUGGUAACUGAAGUCCGCCUGACCCCCCUGGCGAUGACUUGGCUAAUUGGAGACAGAUUUGUCGUGUAGAAUACAAUAAACAAACAUAUAUUUAAUUUAAAGUUUUCAAAUAUGCCAAAAGUGCUGAAUGGAAACUAACUGAAUUAUUCCAAUCAUUUCCUGGACGAAAUCCCGUGAAUUUUAACGGCUGAAAGCUAUUUAUUUUCUAAAAUUUCUAAUUUUUGUUCCACAGAACUCCAUAAAUGAAAACAGAAAGUCGAGUAGUAAUAAUAAGCAUGUUCCUAUAAGCAAGGAAUUGCUCAGUAUUUUGUUUUAUUGUAUGUGUGUUGUUAAUAUAAUAGAUAGUUAUCAAUGGAUUCACAGAGAAACCCGAAAAUAUAUUUACAUUGUUUUGGUAUA
Molecule: messenger RNA, 3736 nt
Organism: Dendronephthya gigantea
Lineage: Eukaryota; Metazoa; Cnidaria; Anthozoa; Malacalcyonacea; Nephtheidae
Product: ubiquitin-like modifier-activating enzyme 6
Exons: 35
Coding region: 280-3348 (1022 amino acids)
Biological process (GO): protein sumoylation
Cellular component (GO): SUMO activating enzyme complex; cytoplasm
Molecular function (GO): SUMO activating enzyme activity
Source: RefSeq, a predicted model, not a curated record